AUGGGCGCCGGGGAGCAGUGGGGCGCCCUCACAGACCGCAUGGUCAGCUUCUCCACCAUCCCCUUCCUCUUCCUCUUCCUGCCCCAGCUGGCAAAGAACUACGUCAAUCUGGCGUCAGGCAACACCGCCGCGCUGGCCGUCCUCUCCUGGCUGAGCUACCUGACCGGCCUGGGCGGCAACACGCUGCUGCUCUCCUACUUUGCAUCCAAGUUUGAGAAGAAUGCGGUAGUCGUGCAGGCGCUGGGCAUCGCCAGCAGCUUUGCGGUGCUGACGCAGAUCCGGGUGGCGGGGUUCAUGCCGCGCGCCGUGUACGCUGGGCUGGCGGUCGUGGUCGGCCUGCAGGCGAUCCUCACCGGCCUGAAGCUGUCCGGCCGGCUGGAGGGCAGCAAGGCGGGGCAGCAGCUGUGGGGCACGUGGCAGAAGGUGCUGGGCCUGGCGGGGCUGGCGGGCGUGCCGCAGGUCCUGUGGGCCACCUUCCAGCCGCACUCCACCAGCAUGCUGCCCUGGCAGCUCACGCUGGCGGCCGGCUGCGCGGUGGUCGCCCUCGAGUCGCUGGGCUGGCUGCCCGCCCCGCUGCGCGGCCUCUGGGCUGCCGCGAGCGCCUGGACAGCCACCGCGCUGUUCAUGCUGCAGCCCAUCUCUCAGCUGGUUCGAAACUUCCAGGACCCUGCCAGCCUGCCCGGCCUGUCGCUGGCUACCAUCCUGCUGGCUGCUGCGGGCAACGGCCUCAUGGUGCCGCGCGCGCUGUGGACGCGGGACUGGAUCUGGCUCACCGGCUCCCUCUGGGGCGCCUCCUGCUUCGGCUGGGCGCAGAUGCUCAGCAUGUUCCUCGGGAGCUCGCCGGCAACCGGACAGCGCUUCCUGAGCGGGCCCCUCUUUGCCGCCUUCACCGUGCUGCUCUGGGGCUGGCUGGCGGCCACAUUCCAUCUGACAGCCCGCGCCCGUCGCAAGCAGGCUGCCGAGUGA
Molecule: messenger RNA, 966 nt
Organism: Chlorella variabilis
Lineage: Eukaryota; Viridiplantae; Chlorophyta; Trebouxiophyceae; Chlorellales; Chlorellaceae
Exons: 6
Coding region: 1-966 (321 amino acids)
Cellular component (GO): chloroplast envelope
Molecular function (GO): maltose transmembrane transporter activity
Source: RefSeq, a predicted model, not a curated record